Podarcis muralis (Common wall lizard) is the source of this 2424-nucleotide messenger RNA. Lineage: Eukaryota; Metazoa; Chordata; Lepidosauria; Squamata; Lacertidae. The record is from RefSeq and is a predicted model, not a curated record.
GCUCUACACACCGGGUGUGCCUGUGGAGGCCAAAGACUGCGAGUAUUAGCACAGGCAAUGUCAGAGUGACUGACAAGCUGGGAUACAACCCAUCAUCAUCCGAUGACAGCGACUGCAGGAAUCUUCCCAGUCAAAGGACCCAUUUUCAUGAUAGACAGUGCCUGGGGCUGGAGGCUCUACACACCGGGUGUGCCUGUGGAGGCCAAAGACUGCACAGGUGAGGAUUUCCUUUCUGCCCACUCUGAAAAAGGUGAUGGAGAAGACAGAAUUGCGGGGGACAGGGCACCUUUCGUUUCAUUAGGAAUAGCCAUUAAAUGUGUGAAAUGUGGAAUAUGCUUCACUGAACGAGGACACAUAGUUCACAUCAACGAACACAAAAAGGAAAGAACCCAUUUAAGGGUAUGGAGUGCGGAAAGAGCUUCUCUUUCAAUGCAAGAGCUUCUCUUUCAAUGCAUACACCAGAGGACUCACACAGAGAGAAAAUCUUUUAAGUGCAGGGAGUGUGGGAAGAACUUCAGUCAGAGUGGAAACCUUAAAUUGCACAAACGGACUCACACAGGGGAGAAACCAUAUGAAUGUAUGGAGUGUGGAAAGAACUUUAAUAAUAGUGGAAGCCUUAGAAGACAUGAACGGACUCACACAGGGGAGAAACCAUUUAAAUGUAUCGAAUGUGGAAAGAGCUUUAGUGAAAAUGGAAGCCUUAGGAACCAUCAACGGACUCACACAGGGGAGAAACCAUUUAAAUGUAUGGAGUGCGGAAAGAGCUUCUCUUUCAAUGCAAAACUUAGAACACACCAGAGGACUCACACAGAGAGAAAACGUUUUAAGUGCAGGGAGUGUGGGAAGAACUUCAGUCAGAGUGGAAACCUUAAAUUGCACAAACGGACUCACACAGGGGAGAAACCAUAUGAAUGUAUGGAGUGUGGAAAGAACUUUAAUAAUAGUGGAAGCCUUAGAAGACAUGAACGGACUCACACAGGGGAGAAACCAUUUAAAUGUAUGGAGUGUGGAAAGGACUUCAGUCAGAAUGGACACCUUAGAUCCCAUCAACAGACUCACACAGGGGAGAAACUAUUUAAAUGCAUUGAGUGUGGAAAGAGCUUCAGUCGGAGUGGAGAGCUUAGAUCACAUCAACAGACUCACACAGGGGAGAAACCAUAUGAAUGUAUGGAGUGUGGGAAAAGCUUCAGUUGGAGUGCACACCUUAGAAAUCAUCAACGGACACACACAGGGGAGAAACCAUAUGAAUGUAUGGAGUGUGGGAAAAGCUUCAGUUGGAGUGCACACCUUAGAAAUCAUCAACGGACACACACAGGGGAGAAACCAUAUGAAUGUAUCGAGUGUGGAAAGAGCUUUAGUGAUAAUGGAAACCUUAGAAGACAUGAACGGACUCACACAGGGGAGAAACCAUUUAAAUGUAUGGAGUGUGGAAAGAGCUUCCGUUGUAAUACAAGCCUUAGAUCACAUCAACGGACUCAUACAGGGGAGAAACCAUUUACAUGUCUGGAGUGUGGAAAGAGCUUCAGUCGGAGUACACACCAUAGAAGACAUCAACAGACUCACACAGGGGAGAAACCAUAUGAAUAUAUGGAGUGUGGGAAAAGCUUCAGUUGGAGUGCACACCUUAGAAAUCAUCAACGGACACACACAGGGGAGAAACCAUAUGAAUGUAUGGAGUGUGGGAAAAGCUUCAGUCGGAGUGCAGACCUUAGAAAUCAUCAACGGACACACACAGGGGAGAAACCAUAUAAAUGUAACGAGUGUGGAAAGAGCUUUAGUGAUAAUGGAAACCUUAGGAAACAUCAACGGACUCACACAGGGGAGAAACCAUUUAAAUGUGUGGAGUGUGGGAAGUGCUUCAGUUUCAGUGCAAACCUUAGACAACAUCAAUGGACUCACACAGGAGAGAAACCAUUUAAAUGUAUGGAGUGUGGAAAGAACUUCAGUCAGAGUGGAAAUCUUAGAAAACAUCGGCGGACUCACACAGGGGAGAAACCAUAUAAAUGUAUCGAGUGUGGAAAAAGCUUUAGUGAUAGUGGAAGCCUUAGGAGACAUCAAUGGACUCACACAGAAGAGAAACCAUUUAAAGGUAUGGACUGUGGAAGGAGCUUCAGUCAGAGUGGAACCCUUGAUUUUUGUCAACAAACUCAUACAAAAGACAAACCAUAUAAAUAUCAGGAAAGUAGAUAGAGGUUCACUCUUAGUGGAAGUUCAGGAUCAACAGACUCACGGACAGGAAGAACUUUAAGAGUUGAAACCCUUCAAACCAUCAACAAACUCAGGAGAAGCAGUUUGAAUGAAAAGACUACAGAAAGUGCUUUCUUUAUAAUGGAGUAUUUAAGGAACAGGGACGUGGAUGGCGCUGUGGGUUAAACCACAGAGCCUAGGACUUGCCGAUCAGAAGGUCGGCAGUUCGAAUCCCCA